AUGAAUGAUCUUGGUGUAGCGAUAUUGACAAAGAACGAGUCAGCUGUGAAGACAUUGAUCUAUAAUGGUGUGGAUGUCAAUCGUACAGACUCAGUUGGUAGUUUACCAUUACAUUACGCUGCUUACGUUGGCGACACUACGAUGAUGCUUGUGCUUAUCGAUUCUGGUGCUGAUUUGAAUGCCCAGGACACACUAGGUCUUACCCCUUUACAUCGCGCAGUUGCCGCGUUGCGAUAUGACGCGGCAGAGCUUCUCAUAAAUAAAGGUUGUGAUACUGCACUCAAAUGUAAAUUUACUUUCAAACACCUCUUACAUAUAUGCGCUAUCCACAAUGUGCCUAAUGUAGCGUACGUUAUUAUUACGCAAUCGGUAUAUUAUGUUAGGCCAGCUUCUGAGCUCUGUUCAUCUUUUGUUGUUUUAGAUAGCGCCGACUCUCGUGGAUGCACAGCUUUACAUCAUGCGGCAUAUCAUGGUCACAUAGAGGUCGCUGAACUCCUCUUAAAAGCUGGAAUAAACAUGGCUGCUGUUGACAAACUAGGCCGCACCGCUAUGCAUUCUAUGGCUUGUGGGGGCAGUUUGGGAAUGCUGGCGGUGUUGCGAGAAGCGGGUGCGUCAAUCACAGUCCGUGAUUUCCAUGGACGAACUGUGGCCCAUUAUUCUGCGAUGGCAUCUCAAAUGGACCUGUUAGCAGCCCUAUUGAGGAUCGACAAAAAUUUCAUUAAUGCGAGGGACAAUGACGGGUAUACUCCUCUACACUAUGCUGUACAAAAUGGGCAAAAUGUAAAGACUAUCGAUCUGUAA
This is a messenger RNA of Cooperia oncophora, 801 nucleotides long. NCBI's taxonomy places the organism in Eukaryota, Metazoa, Nematoda, Chromadorea, Rhabditida, Trichostrongylidae. The record is from the annotation of a GenBank genome assembly.